Zasmidium cellare ATCC 36951 is the source of this 1503-nucleotide messenger RNA. RefSeq lists its product as uncharacterized. The coding region runs from base 1 to 1503 and encodes 500 amino acids. The transcript is spliced from 2 exons. The record is from RefSeq and is a predicted model, not a curated record. NCBI's taxonomy places the organism in Eukaryota, Fungi, Ascomycota, Dothideomycetes, Mycosphaerellales, Mycosphaerellaceae.
AUGCCGCCACGCACGAAUGCGGUGUACCAAGCGCCUCGAACGGGCGGCCACUCGACCUCAUCUUAUGAGGACACACCAGAGGCUUCCGCCACCUCGACGACCGGGCGUGGCAAGCGGAAGGCCAGCGAUGAUGUCGAUGACGAGGAGAUCGAUGAAUAUGGCGACAUCGGCGACGGCACUACUCGCCAAAUCCCUGACGCCAUCACACCUGGCAAUCGCGAGACUGCACUCGGCUUCAUCGACUUUGACAAGCAACGAUACUUCUGCGCCGCGUAUCUGGGCUUUACGAAUGCAGCCGACCUGCGCCUAUUUGUCCUUUCUCACUACUUUCUACAAUACUACCUGCACUAUCGGGAGGAAGGUGCGCCUAGAGUUCGCAAGGAUACCGUCUUCAGGAUCAUUAGAGAUCACUUCCUAAAGCCAGGCUCGGACAAGAGUCGGUUCCCGCUAAAGCUGAGAGACGGAGGGAAUGCCAUCACGCAACUCCGGAAAAAGAAGAAGACUCCACGGACUGAGAGAAUGGGCAGGGAAGCAUUUCGAAAACAGCAGAUCGAGGAGACGAAAGAGUACGUCGCCCACCUUCUUAUCCUCAUGGUUGAGGACCUUGACGCACAACCCGACAGCAUCGUGGACCCCGUCCUUCAGAAACAGAGUUGGACGGGUCUGGUGGCGAACAUGCCACACAUGCAACGAGUACCCAACGUGUCAAACAAGACUGUUCAAUUUCCGAAGCUGAAGACGCGGUACAUCGAGUCAGAUCUGGAGCCCUACAACCGAGCGUACAAUCUACUCAGGUACGCAAACACCUGCCUCAACUCGUCUUCGUGGCACCAGAGGGGCAAGCUCGCUCCACGCGCUUCCAAUGUCGUUCUGCCUAACGAUGUACCGGUUUGGAUGCGCGAAGACGCACCGACAAUGGACAUGGAGGAUCAGGAAGUUGACGAUCAAUACCAUCAAGAGCAGGUUCAAGAGCAGGUUCAAGAGCAGGUCGAAGAGCAGGUUGAAGAGUUGGUGGAAGAGCAGGUUGAAGAAUUGGUGGAAGAGCAGGUUGAAGAGGAUAUCCAGGGUACCAACUCCACCUGCAGGCGCGAGGCGUCACGUUUGCCAGAGUCGGACGACGCCGACAAUCCCACGGGCCUCUUCACGAGCCCACAGCCGCAAGCACGAAAGACUGUCAUCAAGCAGGAGCCUGUCGACGACAUCAUCGACCUCACCGAGAGUCCUGAGCCAGAAGCGGGUCCAGUGAAGCAGGAGCCUAUUGACGACGUCUAUCAGUCGGCGACGAGUUCCAACAUGCGAGAGCAAGACGGGGAUGCCGCAACAGCAGAGGAGCCUUAUAGACGGCCAGCUCCCUCAAAGCGACGUCGAAUGCAACGAGAAGAGAUGGAUGAGGACGAGGACGAACAGGACCUUCAAUCGCAGUUGAAAGAGACCAAGCUGCAGCUGAAGAUCGUACAGCUGGAGCGCCGGCUUGCAGCCCAGAAGAAGGCGAAGAAGGGUUGA